Raphanus sativus (radish) is the source of this 1463-nucleotide messenger RNA. RefSeq lists its product as uncharacterized. Gene Ontology annotation, cellular component: nucleus. The record is from RefSeq and is a predicted model, not a curated record. The coding region runs from base 99 to 1007 and encodes 302 amino acids. Gene Ontology annotation, biological process: protein methylation. Gene Ontology annotation, molecular function: protein methyltransferase activity. Lineage: Eukaryota; Viridiplantae; Streptophyta; Magnoliopsida; Brassicales; Brassicaceae. The transcript is spliced from 8 exons.
UAUCCCCACAGCACAGCUCGAUCUGCACGAAGAAGCCUAAAAAUCGACAAAUUAAAAUUUCUUUCUCUCAUUCACCACAACCAUCAUCUUUAAGAUCGAUGGAGGAUUCAGAGAUUCAUGUGAUGAGCGAGAUUCAUGUGGGUUGUCCAGCCGCCACUAUAGGACCCUCUCUUUCCAGCUUCACCUUCUCUGAUCAUUCGACUAUUGGUGUUGAUAAAGAUGGUGACCUUCUUCUUCCUAGGAGAAGAACCAGUAACAGCCCAUCCUCUCACGGGUCGUCGUUUACUGUCACCAUUCAGCAUUCUAUCACAUCAACCCUCCCUGAUGUUGGUCUGCAGGUUUGGAAAUCAGAACUCGUCUUAUCAGAUUUUGUAUUGCAUAACAUGUCUCUACUCAAUGGCGUUGUGUGCCUUGAACUCGGUGCUGGAACAGGGCUGCUCGGUAUAUUGCUUGCACGGGUGGCCAAGGCAGUUUUCCUUACUGAUCACGGAGACCAAAUUCUUGGCAACUGUGUUCGGAACGUGGAAUUGAAUUCUUCCCUCUUUCACCCUCAAGCUAUUGUAAAUGUUCGUGACCUCAACUGGAUGAGCCAAUGGCCUCUUCAACAAGAUACCCAUCCUCAUCCUAAACCGUAUUGUUGGAGCUUGCACGACUUUGAACAAGUCAAAAGUGCAAGCUUCAUUUUUGCAGCAGAUGUUAUCUACAGCGAUGAUCUAACCAUAGCCUUGUUCAGCAUGUUAAAGAGACUCAUGCCCUUGGGUUGUGACAAGGUACUAUAUCUGGGUUUGGAGAAAAGAUACAACUUCAGCCUAGACGAUCUCCAUGUUGUUGCCAAUGGCUACGCAUGCUUCAGAAGAUACAUCAAAGAAGAAGAUGGCCUUUGCGAGCAUUCCGACAAGAAGAGUUUUGUGGGCAAGCGCAUCGACCUCAAACAGAUCCCUCAGUACACCAAGGGCUACGAUAGAGGAGAAGAUGUCGAGCUUUGGGAGAUCAGAUAUGUACGUUAACACUCUAAUGCAUGAUCCAUUUCAUUUGCCUGUAACAACAACAACAGUUCAGAAAGAGGUAACAGACAUCUAUAAGUAUAAAGAAGAAAAACAAAACAAGAGAACAUUAAAAAGAUACUUGCUGGAAAUCAUCCAAAGGAAGAAGUAAAUACAUAGAAUUUUAGGCAUUUCCUUGGAUGGGAUUCUCAGACAUCUAUAAGCUUUGUCAGUGAGUAUAGCGAAUGGGACAGAUAAGAAGAAAGAGUGGAGCUCUGAAGAAUCUGGACCGGAGAAAGAGUGAAAAAAAGUUAAUGCUGAUCCAAAUAACAUUUUAGUUUAAUCAUCAGAUAGAUCUUGAGGUUGAGGAACUCGGCAAAACAAGCUGAUACUGAAAAGACUUUGGCGAGUUUCCUAGUCUAUUUUUCAUAGUUUUGACACUCCUCUUUGUAUCUUUAUGUUGUUUCAGUUUUGCUUAAA